GGAGGGUUACUCACAGUGCGGUUUCGAGGCGCGUUUCAGCUUAUUUUUGUGUUGGUGGAGAAAAGGGGGAGCUCUUUUCGCUUUCCUCACCAUAUUUCCUCAUUAAAAUCUACUGAGUGAACGAGGAGGAGAAGGAAGGAAGAGAUUGGGAGCUGCCAGCUGCCACCUCAACAUGGUGUAGCCGUGCUUCUGAAAACGGCAAGAAACACAAAGAAAAAUCCGCGUGAAACCUUAAAAAAGCGUCACCAAUGAAGAGAUACAGUAUUGCAGCGAUACAAUCCGUGUGAAGGAAGAAGGAUAGACAUUGCAAUUUGUAUUUAUUAUUUAAAAGAUGGCGAACGACUCUCCAGCUAAAAGUCUGGUGGACAUAGACCUUUCUUCUCUGCGGGAUCCUGCCGGAAUUUUUGAGCUGGUGGAAGUAGUUGGAAAUGGCACCUAUGGACAAGUAUACAAGGGACGACAUGUCAAAACAGGCCAACUUGCAGCCAUCAAAGUUAUGGAUGUUACCGAGGAUGAAGAGGAGGAAAUUAAACUGGAGAUUAAUAUGCUUAAAAAAUACUCUCACCACAGAAACAUUGCCACUUACUAUGGAGCUUUCAUAAAGAAAAGUCCCCCAGGACACGAUGACCAGCUGUGGCUUGUCAUGGAAUUCUGUGGGGCAGGUUCCAUCACAGACCUGGUGAAGAACACAAAGGGAAACACCCUGAAGGAAGACUGGAUCGCAUACAUCUCCCGAGAGAUCCUCCGGGGAUUGACACAUCUUCAUGCCCACCAUGUGAUUCACCGUGACAUUAAAGGCCAGAAUGUUUUGCUGACUGAAAAUGCAGAAGUGAAGCUGGUGGAUUUCGGUGUGAGUGCACAACUGGACAGGACUGUGGGUAGGAGGAACACGUUUAUUGGGACACCAUACUGGAUGGCUCCUGAGGUCAUUGCCUGUGAUGAAAACCCAGAUGCAACCUAUGACUAUAGAAGCGACUUGUGGUCCUGUGGGAUCACGGCUAUUGAAAUGGCAGAAGGAGCUCCUCCCCUUUGUGACAUGCAUCCCAUGAGAGCACUUUUCCUUAUUCCCAGGAAUCCUCCACCAAGGCUUAAAUCGAAGAAGUGGUCCAAGAAGUUCUUCAGUUUCAUAGAGGGCUGUUUAGUAAAGAACUACACACAGCGUCCUCCAACGGAGCAACUGCUGAAACACCCCUUCAUCCGAGACCAGCCCAACGAGAGACAGGUCCGAAUCCAGCUCAAAGACCACAUCGACAGGACCCGGAAGAAGAGAGGAGAGAAAGAUGAAACAGAGUAUGAAUACAGUGGGAGUGAAGAAGAGGAAGAGGAGGUCCCUGAACAGGAAGGAGAGCCAAGCUCCAUCGUGAAUGUCCCGGGUGAAUCGACGCUGCGGCGGGACUUCCUGCGGUUGCAGCAGGAGAACAAGGAGCGCUCUGAGGCCCUGAGGAGACAGCAGCUUCUCCAGGAGCAGCAACUGCGUGAGCAGGAGGAGUACAAGAGGCAGCUGCUGGCUGAGCGGCAGAAACGUAUUGAGCAGCAGAAGGAGCAGAGGAGGCGGCUUGAGGAGCAACAAAGGUGUGAGCGAGAGGUUCGGAGGCAACAGGAGCGGGAACAGAGGCGCCGGGAGCAGGAAGAGAAGCGCAGAAUGGAAGAGAUGGAGCGCAGGCGCAAGGAGGAGGAGGAACGCAGGAGAGCAGAAGAGGAGAAGAGGAGGGUCGAGAGAGAGCAGGAGUACAUCAGGCGACAGCUGGAGGAGGAACAGCGACACUUGGAAAUUCUUCAGCAGCAGCUGCUCCAUGAGCAGGCCAUGUUACUGGAGUACAAAUGGCGGGAGAUGGAAGAGCAGCGUCAGGCAGAGAGGCUGCAACGUCAGUUACAGCAGGAGCAGGCCUACCUUCUUUCACUGCAGCACGACCAUAGGCAGCAGCAAGACAGGAAUAAACAGCAGCCACAGCAGCAGCAACCAUACCAGCCCGCAGAGCUGAAACCCCAGCCCCAUGAACCAGCAGAGCGAGCAAGAGAGGCUGACGAAAGGUUUCGAAAGACUAUUCAGGGCUCACCUCAAUCGCAAUCAAAACUGCCUAGCAAAGUGUUGGAGCCUCCAGUGCCUUCCCGAUCAGAGUCCUUCUCAAAUGGCAACUCUGAGCCUGCCCCGUCAGCAAUGCACAGGCCAGUGGAACCACAGGUACAGUGGUCCCACCUGGCAUCUCUCAAGAAUAGCGCUUCCCCCGUGUCUCGAUCCCAUUCCUUCAGCGACCCUUCUCCU
This is a messenger RNA of Polyodon spathula (Mississippi paddlefish), 2263 nucleotides long. Its product is annotated as mitogen-activated protein kinase kinase kinase kinase 4-like. Gene Ontology annotation, biological process: protein phosphorylation. The record is from RefSeq and is a predicted model, not a curated record. Lineage: Eukaryota; Metazoa; Chordata; Actinopteri; Acipenseriformes; Polyodontidae. The annotation marks the transcript as partial. Gene Ontology annotation, molecular function: protein kinase activity; ATP binding. The transcript has 18 exons.